AUGUUUGAGGAUAGAGAAAGUAUUUACUCAUUCGACUCUGUCAGCACGAGUGAGAGGUUACUAGAUAGGCUAGAUUUCGAUAAUGAGUCGAUCGUAUCGUCUAAUUACGACAACUCGUCUUUUCAAAGAGAUAGGCUAACUGCUACUUUGAAUCAACGACCUAUGAGUAACCUAAAUGCCAUUACGAGACUAAAAAACUACACAAAUCCUACAAGGCAAAACACUCCUUAUAAUAAGUCCCAACUUCAAACAUCACUUUACAGGAAGAACUCUUUACCAUUACUGAAAACUGUCAAUGAAAACGUGGUUUCAUCCGAAAACAAACUGUUGCCCAAGAAACAUGCUGAUGCUGAUAUAACGAAAGUUGCCAUAAAUACUGUUUACGAAAGUGCAGGUGCAAGUGCAAGUGCAAAGGCAAACAGUCAUCAUCAUCAUCAUCAUCAUCAUCCUCCUUCUGCUGCUGCUGCUGCUGCUGCGGAAACCAGCAAAUCGAAUACGACAUUCUAUAAAGACAACUCAGUUACGACUUUGCCAGAGAUGAAUCUAUACGAAAAAAGGCCACAACAAGUGAGGAGCCAACUACACUCUACUGAUUCAGUACUAACAUUGAAAACUACAUCUUCCUACGAUUCGCCUAAUUCAUCCAUGCACACUAUUCCCGGAAAACACCUUCCCUAUACAGUCGAUCUCACUACCACAACCACUCCAACUCCCGCUGCAACUAACACUCUUACUCCUACAUCAUCGCCAUCACUACAUGAAAGAAGCCUUAAUCUGUCACCAAGUUCACCAAGCCCCUAUCAACAUCAUUUUCUCUCGCAUACUACUCUCUCUAGAACUGCAUCAGCCCCAACAGUGAGAAAAGUAUCAAGCAAAGAAAAUGAAGCCAUCAAACUUAGUUCGUAUGGUUACAUGGGAGCCUCUUCAUAUUCAAAAAAUCAAAGUACCAUAGAAUACAUCACCCCCCAGCCAGGACGUCAUCAUUCCAAUUCUACAUAUCAAGAAGUUAGUCCCCAGUCAAGAACAGCGAUUGCCUUAGAACUAAGGGCGCUAAGUAACCAUCGCGAAGCUUCGUAUCAACUACAAAUUGCAGCUAAUGAGCCUUACCAUUAUCCCAAAGCAAUGUACCUUUAUGCAAUGGCCUUAAAACAUGGUCAAGGCGUUAAGCAAAACUACACAUCAGCAGUGAAAUGGUUAAGCAAGUGCAUACUAAUACAAAUCAGCUCUUUGUCAUUAUCCACGGGCUCGCUAAGUUUCCAAAGCCAUAAUUAUCUUGUAAUGUCAAAACUAAAUAAGUUAGGGGAAGCCGAUUUGAUACAGUUGGUACUUACUGAUUUGCGUAAUUCUAUGAACACAGACCCAUAUCAAAACGGGACAAACCCCGAUAUGCUAUAUCUGCAAUUUAAAGAAAUGAGUAAGAACCAAAUUCAGAAAGUAAUAAAUGCAAAUAAAAAUAACUCAAAUGUUUUAGCAUUAAGUUAUUUGGAAUUGGGUCUAUACUUGUAUAACAACUGGGGUUCUGUGACUAUUACUAAAAAUGAUGAAAAGAGUGCUAUAAUUUGUUUGUCUAAAGCAGGUUCAUUGGGGACUAUUGAAGCUAUGGAACAGUUGGGUGAAAUAUGGGCAACUAAAUCAAAAAGCCGCAAGAAGGAUCUAACCAAAGCUGCAGCUUGGUUGAGAAGUAUGGAGGUAUUUGGGGUAAAAUCAAUUGGGAAUAGUUGGAUAUAUAAGGAAAAGUAUAUACGUAGUAGUUCGUAA
Molecule: messenger RNA, 1758 nt
Organism: Lodderomyces oxycetoniae
Lineage: Eukaryota; Fungi; Ascomycota; Pichiomycetes; Serinales; Debaryomycetaceae
Exons: 1
Coding region: 1-1758 (585 amino acids)
Biological process (GO): negative regulation of G2/M transition of mitotic cell cycle
Cellular component (GO): cell division site
Molecular function (GO): protein binding
Source: RefSeq, a predicted model, not a curated record